AUGAAGAAAUCUGCUCCUUCUCCGGAUCCCAACCCAAAGGCACCCCUGAUCCUACAAGAUCAUCCUAAGUGGAAGGAAAAAGGAAAAUGUGUGAUGUCCAAGAAAACAUUCAGGGACGAUUUGAAUGGGCAUCAUCAAACCCACCAAGAGGAGAAACCACAUAAUGGCACAGAAUGCAGAAAAAGUUUCAGCGACAAUGGCGAUCUUGGCCCACAUCAGAGAACCCACACCGGUGAAAGAUCCUAGAAGUGCCCGCUGUGUGGGAAAAGAUUCAGCCAGAGCUGCAACCUCACGUCGCAUUGGAGGACCCACACAGGGGAGAAGCCAUACAGAUGCGUUGAGUGUGGGAAAAGCUUCAGUCGUAGCACGACCCUCGUUUCGCACCAAAGAACCCAUACAGGAGAGAAGCCGUAUAAGUGUAUGGAGUGCGGGAAGAGUUUCAGCAGUAGCGAAAGGCUCAGUAGACACCAGAGGACUCACACGUUAAAGAAACAUGAUCUGUGGAGGGUGGAAAGAGCUUCAGUUGGAGAGUGCAUCAUAUUGGACAUCAGAGAAUCCUUGCAGCAGAGGAGGCAUUUAAAUGCUUGGAUAUCUUACUAAGCAGGGAAGAAGACAGAUUCAGCAAAUGCUCAACUCUAUGGCUAAAACAAUAAUAAAAAAAAACAACCAGGAUGGAUAUUCACCACCCCAAAGUCAGAAUAAGGAUUCUCCACCCAUAGAAUCAUAAAAUUGUUGAGUUGGAAGGGACUCCGAGGGUCAUCUAGUCUUAACUUUUCCAGCUGCACUGGCUCCUGGUGGAGUACAGGGUCAGAUUUAAGGUGCUGGUUUUGACCUUUAAAGCCCUUCAUGGCCUAGGACCCCUGUACCUACGGGACCGCCUCUCCCGGUAUGCCCCACGGAGAGCCUCAAGGUCCAUAAAUAGCAACACCCUAGAAGUCCCUAGAAGGUCAAAACCAGCACCUUAAAUCUGACCCUGUACUCCACCGGGAGCCAGUGCAGCUGGAAAAGCACUGGGUGAAUAUGCUCCCAUGGCAGAGACCCCAUGAGGAGCCUCGCUGCAGCAUUCUGCACCCGCUGGAGUUUCUGGGACAGCUUCAAGGGCAGCCCCGCGUAGAGCGAAUUACAGUAGUCAAGCCUGGAGGUGACCAUCGCAUGGAUCACUUAAUCUUAUUAUUAAGUUGUAUUUUAAUUAAUUGCUUUUAUACCUGGUGUUAGCCGCCUUGAGCCCGGUCUUGACUGGGAAGGGCAGGGUAUAAAUAAAAUUUAUUAUUAUUAUUAGCUUUUUGUGUUGCAUCGUUGCAUACACCACCCUGGCAUUUUGUGAUAUUGCGGUAAAAGCAUGGGUCGAAUAAAACAGAACAUUGACAUGUGUAAUUAAAUAUUUCCCUUUCUGAUGUCAAACUCUUUUUUGCCUCCCCCUCCCAAAAAACAAAGUGAGCUUGCUGCCAUCCCAUUUCUCAGAUUAUUGAAAAGAAAGAACAGUUUAGACCAAACUUUUUUGGCCACCGACUUCUUGGUUCCAUACAGUCAUCCCCGGUGCCACUGUGCCCUAUGAAAAAAGCGUUAUUUGGAAUAGAUAGAUAAACUUUAUUUGCAUUAGCCAACGGCCAUAGCAAGUUAUUCAGAAUAGUGGUUUGCAUGUCCCACAAAGGAAGAUAACACAAUAAAAUUCAGAACAGUAAGAAUUAAUUGCACAUUUAUUAAAAAUCCAAUAAUUAAUUAAUUCAACGAAACUGAUGAAUUUGAUCUGGUGAUGCUAGCUUUUCAAAGUCUAUGAUAGUUAUUUAAAUCUCCAGUAGGUAAAGGUAAAGGACCCCUGGAUGGUUAAGUCCAGUCAAAUGCGGCUAUGGGGUUGCGGCGCUCAUCUCGCUUUCAGGCCGAGGGAGUCGGCAUUUGUCUGCAGACAGUUUUCCAGGUGAUGUGGCCAGCAUGACUAAACCGCUACUGGCGCAACAGGACGCCGUGACGGAAACCAGAGCGCACAGAAAUGGCAUUUACCUUCCCGUUGCAGCAGUACCUAUUUAUCUACUUGCACUGGCGUGCUUUCAAACUGCUAUGUUGACACGGGCUGGGACAGAGCAACGGGAGCUCACCCCGUCGCAGGGAUUCGAACCGCCAACCUUCUGAUCAACAAGCCCAAGAGGUUCAGUGGUUUAGACCUCAGCACCACCCGCUGCCUCGUCUCUAGUGUGUCCCCCUAGGUAAUCCCAUUGCCCGCCCCAGGGGGGCACUACCACCCCAUUUAGGAACCACUGAUUUGGAUGGAGCAUUUUUUGAUUGGGAGUGAGGAAGCAUCUUGAGGCAUUUGGGCAAGGAGGCAAGUAGAGGAGUUAAAAAUUCUAAAAAGCUUCAUUUGCUGGAAAUGUUUUGGUUGGCCCAACCCAUUAAGAAAAACACAAAUCCCAGACUACGGCACAUUACGGUGCUGGGUGACCAGCCCUUUUGUUAUGGUUUAAUGGUAUAGAAAUGGAUGGUUGAUGUGUCUUCAGUAGGAUCUUCUGGUUAGGAGACAGAAGGAAUCAGAGAUGCUCACCAGAGCUUGUGUCUUUCCGCAGGAGCUUUAAAAGACGAUUUAAGACAAAUUCAUGGGGAGAGAGGCAGGGAGACUCCAAGGUCAGCUGGGUGGGUGACAUCAGCCUCAGCCCAGUAUACCUGAAGGAGUGCCUCCCAUCCCCAUCGUUCAGUGAGGUCCAGCUCCAAGGGCCUUCUGGCAGCUCCCUCACUGUGAGAUGUGAGGCCACAGGGAACCAGGCAGAGGGCCUUUUUGGUGGUGGUGCCUGCCCUGUGGAAUGCCCUCCCAACAGAUGUCAAGGAAAUAAACAACUAUCUGACUAUUAGAAGACAUCUGAAGGCAGCCCUGUUUAGGGAAGUUUUUAAUGUUUGAUGUUUUAUCAUGUUUUUAAUAUUCUGUUGGGAGCUGCCCAGAGUAGAAUGUGUGCUUUUAUUUAAAAUGCAUCUCUGGGUGAUUUGUAGGGCAUAGGAAUUCAUUAAUUCCCCCCCCCCAAAAAAAUAUACUCCAGCCAGUGGCGUAGCGUGGGGGGUGCAAGGGGGGCCGGCCGCACCGGCUGCAACAUCGGGGGGGCGCGCGCUCGCACUCGCAGCUCUCUGCCCCCUGCUAAAAUCCACGGGUUAGGGGACGCAAAUUACUUGCCUUGCCCCGGGUGCUGACAACCCACACUACGCCACUGACUCCAGCCCACCACAUGGUCUGAGGGACGGUGGACCAGCCCACAGCUGAGAAAGGUUGCUGACCCCUGACCUAAUCCAUUCCUGGACGGUUUGCCAUUGUCCAUGGGAUAAAUGCCUGUCUGGCAUCCAUUUGCCAGGAUGCCAGUGCAAGAAGCUGCUGUGUACGUGAUCCCAGGUUUCAGGGAUUAUGGCUGCCCACUCCCCAGACUCCCCCCUUCGUAAGCCAUUCCUUUCCUGAACAGAACAAAGUUAGAAUGGUACAAUUCCACACUGGAGCGAUUUUAUAUGACUUCCUAAAGAGUUUCCCCAGUGAGCCAGUAGGUAGAUACAUUUAUCAGUGAAUUGUUAUAUUUGGUAAUGUGCAGCAGAGGCCCUUUGAACAGAGAUAGGAAAAACUGUGAGGAAGUGUUUUGUGGGGACAUUUGCCAAAGUGAUUGCGCUGAUUUUGGUAGCUGGGGUGUGUGGGUAUGAUAUGUUUAGGAAAAUUUUUAAUGUUUAAUAGCCUACUGUAUUUUAAUAUUCUGUUGGAAGCUGCACAGAGUGGCUGGGGAAACCCAACCAGACGGGCGGGGCAUAAUUUAUUAUUAUUAUUAUUAUUAUUAUUAUUAUUAUUAUUAUUAUUAUUAUCUGCUGGAGGGGUAACCCCUCCCCCAUCAAUCUUUACAUAAAUUCAUGCAACAGGUGGAAAUGCAAACUGGGAACCUUCUGCUUUAGCAGAGGUGGAAGGAAAGGGGCUGCACGGUGUAGGUUUGAAGCCAAAAAGGCCACCCUCAAUUUGGGGGAAAGUGGAGGGGGGGUGCAAACGAGACCCGACCCCCCCUUUCCCUCCCAGCAUGCCCCUCUCCUCUUCCUUUCAGCGUCUGGUCUUUUCUCCUUGCAUACUGGACCCAAAAUGCACUCACCAGCUCCCUUGCAGAUAUUUUUUUAUUUUUUUGGUUGUGGUGGGGGAGAUAGAAGAAGGGAGGCUCUAGAUGGGGGGGGCAGGAAGUGGAUGCUUCAUGGCCUCUCUAGGCAUCCGGCUCUCCCUCCUUAACCCUGUGUUGGGUUACUCUCCACAAGAAACAAAAAGGGGGGGAGGAAGGAAAAGUGGUGUAAGCUUUGCACGCUCCCCUUGGGAAAACAUAAACAAAUACAGCAACAAAAAAGCAAAGGGAUUUUUAUUAUUUUUAUUUUUUGCAGGCAGCGGGCUUGCUUUUUCCUCACGCCUCCGCUGGGCUUCUCUGCAUCUAGCAAAGUGGGAUUUUCUCAGUUGGGAUUGCAAACGGAAUUGCAAUGAUUGCAAAAAUGGCGAUAUAAUUAUAUAUAUAUAUAUACAGAGAGAUUAGCAAUAAUUUUUUUUUCAAUAAUUGCAAUUCUGUUUACAAUUCUAACUGCGAGGUUUGCAAAACCUCUUUGUUUGCUUCCUUCGGGCGAGAGAGCGAAGAAAAUGGGUUAAUAAGGGGGGGGGGGGAAGUCGCCUGCACUUUCCUAGACAGGCACCGAGGAGGAAGAAGAGGAGGAGGAGGAAGCGGAGACGGGAAGGUCACUUCCUCCCCCUUUUUGGGAAAGUUGGGAGGGGUCUGGUGAGUGAAAUGGGAGAACUGGGGGGAACUGGGGGACGUGCGGGUGGGGGAGGGGGUGGGCCGGAGGAGGAACGGUGGGGCUUUAGGGGUCGGGGAAGGUCCUGGGGAGGAAAGUGGGGCGAGGGCAAAGGGGGGGAGGGGGGAGGGGAGGUUGUCGCUGGACCUUUUGUGGCGCAAUCGCACAACACGGUUGCAAUUGCGGCGCAGGAGAAUCCCUUUGAUCUCCCACCCCUCCCCCUCUCCUAGAAUAAUCAUGAUCCUAACAAUCCAGGCAGGGGAAAAAAAGGUCCAACCCCUUCAUUGGAUCCCGCUCUUCCCUCUUGUCUGAUGCAAUCUCUUGACUCCGCGGGGGGGGGGGGUGUCACAGUUUUUGUGGGUUUGGGGAGACCACCCCCCACUCCCGGGGUUCAAACCAGAAAUUGUCGGUGCAUCUUUGGGGGCGGGGAACCUCAGCUGCUGCGGACAGAUGGAGGCGGGGUGGGCCACGUCUUGCCCCCCCCCCGGGAUCUGGGGAACGCAAAGGAGGCCGUGUGGGGCAGGAAAGAGGUGGAAAGGGGUGGGGGGUGUCACUGCCAAAGCGCCUGCGUUGCAUUAUUAUUAUUAUUAUUUACUACUACUACAGCAGUCUGCAUUAUAUAAGCCUCUGCUUCGUUUAGUUACGCUCUGCAUUGUUAAUAGUAUUGUUGCAACGUGCAUUAUUGUUAAUAGUAUUGUUGCAAUGUGCAUUAUUGGAGUUGGAAAGGGACGCCAGCGGUCAUCAAGUCCAACCCCCUUGUAUUGCAACCGUGCUCUGCGUCACGAUGCAAUGUUAUUAUUUAUCAUUCAUAAUAAUAAUUAGACCGAUGAAUAACAUCCCCUUGCAACUUAGCAGGGUGGGGGGAAUUGGGAUGCUUUAAUUGCCAGCGUCAGACCUACUGGACCAUCUAGCUCAGGGGUCAGCAAACGUUUUCAGCAGGGGGCCGGUCCACUGUCCCUCAGACCUUGUGGGGGACCGUACUAUAUGGGGGGGCGGAUGAACGAAUUCCUAUGCCCCACAAAUAACCCAGAGAUUCAUUUUAAAUAAAAGCACACAUUCUACUCAUGUAAAAACACGCUGAUUCCUGGACCGUCUGUGGGCCGGAUUUAGAAAGCAAUUGGGCUGGAUCCGGCCCCCGGGCCUUAGUUUGCCUACCCAUGAUCUAGCUCAGUAGUGCCUGCAUGGACUGGUAGCAUCGGCUUUCCAGAGUUUCAAGUAAAGGCCCCCCCCCAAAAAAAACCUGGAGAUGCUGCCCAGGGCUUGAACCCCGGGACCUAAUGCAUGCAAAGCCCAUGCUUUGUCGCCAACCUGUGGCCUUUCAAAGUUCUAUGAGAUACGCCUCCCAUUUUUCAUAGCCAUUGGCUGCUGGAUCUGGCCAAAGGUGGGGUGAUCAUAGUCCAAAAUCCUGUUCUCACAGUGAGUCCCAGGAAUGUAAACCACAUUUAUUUAUUUUUAAAUUUAUAGUGGUUGGCGUUUAAAAAGAAUUAAAUAAAAAUACACUGGUGCUAUUCAGAGACAUAUUAGCUCUGACAGUGGAGCAGCCAGUGACACACCGGUUGCAAAGUACUGGCUCCCCGUCUGCUGCUUCUGGCCUGAAUUCAUAGAGUUUUUUGUGGCAACUCAGAAAGCCCUGAAUGGUUUGUUCUCCCUCUUCUAUAACGGGCAGGAUGCCUCCGGAAAAACCCAGUUCCUGGGACUCUGAAUAGGGGAGAGUGCUGAUGGUUUGUGGGGCAUCCCAUAAUGGUUACACAGCCUUUGCCACUGUGAGAACAGGGUGCUUGGGCUGGGUGAGCCUCUGUUUGGGCAGAGCCAGCUGCCUCAGGAUUCUUCUGGUAUAUUAUAAAAACCCUAGAACCGUAGAGGUGGAAGGGAUCCGAGGGUCAUCUAGUCCAACCCCCUGCGAUGCAGGAAUCUCAUCUAAAGCACCCAUGACAGCUGGCCGUUCAACCUCUGCUUAAAAACUGCCAGUGUUCUUCACGUACAUCGUUGGUACUUCAGGAUGAAAUAUGCAUCAUGUGUUUUGUUGCGCCUAGGAAACGUCAACCCAGUUUAGUCAGUCAUGGGUCUGGCUUAGUUCAGGCAGAACCAGAUGCCGCUUCCUGAUUGGCUCGCUCUCCUCUCAGUGCUUCAUCCCAUUGGCUGUCUUUUGUUCCUGUCUCAUUAGACCAAAUGGGGCACCAGAUGGGGCUCUUCAGACCACAGAGGAGGCUGGGGCCUUUGGGACCCUGCUUCCUGAUUGGUUCGCUCUCCCCUCAGCGCUCCAUCUUGUUGGCUCUCUCCCAUGCCUGUCUCAUUAGACCAGCUUUUCCUGCUGUUUCAUCUCCCAAUACAGAACCAGGGCACCCCAACUGCCAUUCCUUCAAUAAAAUAAAACCAACAAUUUCACCAACCGUACACCCAAAACAGCUCCAGAGCACCUAUUUUCCUUUCACUGCUUGAUGAUGAUGAUGAUGAUGAUUUAUACCCCACAAAUCUGCCUGGGUUUCCCGAGGCUUCCGACAAACAUAAAAGCAUAAUAAAACACCAAACAUUAAAAACCUCUCUGUACAGGGCUGCUUUCAGAUGUCUUCUAAAAAUUCUGUCAUUCUUUAUCUCCUUGUCAUCUGGUGAGAGGGCUUUCCACAGGGAGGGCACCACCUCCAAGAAGGCCCUGUCCCUGGUUCCCUGUAGCUUCGCUUCUCGCAGUGAGAGAACCAGCAAAAAACCUCAGUGUCUGGGGUUGAGCGAUGGGGGUGGAGACGAUCCUUCAGGUAUACAGGGCCGAUGCCGUUUAGGGCUUUCAAGGUCAGCACCAACACUUUGAUUUGUCCUCACAAAUGUACUGGGAGCCAAUGUAGGUCUUUCAGGACUGGUGUUAUAUGGUCUCAGCGGCCAGCCUAGUUGCCACAUUCUGGAUUAAUUGUAGUUUCCGAGUCACCUUCAAAGGUAGCCCCACAUAGAGCGCAUUGCAGUAGUCCAAGUGCGGGAUAACAAGAGCAUGCACCACUCUGGCGAGACAGUCCGCGGGCAGGUAGGGUCUCAGCCUGCGUACCAGAUGGAGCUAGAAGACCCUUGAAGCUGGACUGCUUGCUCUGGUUGCUUCUGGUUGUAGGAUACAGGCUUAGAUAGAUAUCAGGUGGGAUCCAGCAGCUAUGCUCUUCUUAAGUUCUUCCCGGGGCAGCUGCUCUCAUAAACAACGUCCUCCUUGUUUUCACAGGCUCACGAGGGAAGCCUCUGCUGCAGAGGGUGCCAGUUGCUGUGACGGAAGCAGAAGCCUUUUGUGGUCGAGAUCUCAGAGUGCGGAGCAAUCCGGCAGACUCUCAUCUGUGAGACCAGAGCAACAGUUGAGUGGGGAGGCUGUAGGAUCUUUCCCUGCCCCGCUGCCUUCCUCUGUCACAGGGGCAGGAGAUGGAGGGAGGUUGAUGGUGGGUGGGAUGAAAGAGGACCAGGAGAUAUCUGGAGGUCAAUGUCUGGUAACGGGGUUCUGCUUAGAGAGUCCAGCUUUGCAUAAGUGAGCCGGUCGGUCUUCAGUUUUCUGUGCCGGGAGUGAGGAUGGCAUCCAUAGCUCAGUUGGCAGAACACGUGGUUUGUAUGCAGAAAAGCCCCUCCCAAAAAGAUCACUCGCCAAAACGUCCCAUUAAAUGGGUGCCAUUUAGCAGAGCUGGAAGAAGCCAGUUGGAGGAGAGGUUUUUCCUGGGCUUUUGUGGGUUAAACCACAGAGCCUAGGACUUGCCGAUCAGAAGGUCGGUGGUUCAAAUCCCUGAGACGGGAUGAGCUCCAGCUCCCGUUGCUCGGUCCCUGCUCCUGCCAACCUAGCAGUUCGAAAGCACGUCAAAGUGCAAGUAGAUAAAUAGGUACCGCUCCGGUGGGAAGGUAAACGGCGUUUCCAUGCGCUGCUCUGGUUUGCCAGAAGCGGCUUAGUCAUUCUGGCCACAUGACCUGGAAGCUGUACGCCGGCUCCCUCGGCCAAUAAAGCGAGAUGAGCGCCGCAACCCCAGAGUCGGUCACAACUGGACCUAAUGGUCAGAGGUCCCUUUACCUUUACCUUUAUAGGCGUAGGGGCAAUGAACAUCAAGUCAAUUUGGAAGGGGGUGCAGGAUCCAAAGACUUCUGCUUGCAGAGCCUUGCCAGAGAGAACAGCGAGCAGAAAACUUUAUUUGCGCCCACCGGUCUCACAGACUUGUUAUUAUUAUUAAUAUUGAUUAAAUUUGUAUACCGCCCUCCAUCUGUAAAUCUCAGGGCGAUUCACAACAUAAAAAUACAAUAUAAAAACCAGCAGAAGCAACAUUUAUAUAUUUAUUUCAUAAUAUUUACACAUUGCUUGAUUGAAAGGAAACAAAGUUUUAAGGAGCUAACCAGGUUGGGAUAGCUGGGAUAGCAGGCUUGUUGGGUUUUGAAUGUCUUGUGUAGAUUUUUCAAUUUCGUUCUGUAUGGGACAAUGACAAUAAAGAUUAUCGUAUCAUAAAAAAAAAAAAAGGCCUGGAAGCAGUUUACAAAAAGAAUAAACCAGUAAAAUUAUCAAUGAAGAACAAUAAAUACCAAUAACAAUAAAACUAAAAGCAGUUAAAAACAAACCUUGUAAAGCUUUCAAAAAGAAUUAAACGAGAAACUAAAAACAGAUUAAAUACAUGUCCGCGUCCUGUGUCUCUUGGGUUUCUCUUUUCUUUUUCCUUUCCUUCAGAGAGAGAGGCAUCAAUUGA
Molecule: messenger RNA, 9446 nt
Organism: Podarcis lilfordi (Lilford's wall lizard)
Lineage: Eukaryota; Metazoa; Chordata; Lepidosauria; Squamata; Lacertidae
Source: the annotation of a GenBank genome assembly